Salvia hispanica is the source of this 1285-nucleotide messenger RNA. Its product is annotated as expansin-A10-like. The record is from RefSeq and is a predicted model, not a curated record. Gene Ontology annotation, cellular component: extracellular region. NCBI's taxonomy places the organism in Eukaryota, Viridiplantae, Streptophyta, Magnoliopsida, Lamiales, Lamiaceae. Gene Ontology annotation, biological process: plant-type cell wall organization.
CCUUAUUUUGUACCAAUCUCUCCAUCUUCUCUUCCUCUUUCCCUCUCAAAAAAAGUUACAAUCAAUUUCUUCUCAAUGGAAUCCCAACGCCCUGUUGCCUCUCUCCCUCUCCUAGUCCUCUCGUUCGCCGCCUUUUGCUUACGUGGCGCUUUCUCCGGCUAUGGUGGCGGUUGGGACAGCGCCCACGCCACUUUCUACGGCGGCGGUGAUGCUUCCGGCACCAUGGGGGGUGCUUGUGGUUAUGGUAACUUGUAUAGUACAGGAUACGGUACAAACACAGCUGCGUUGAGUACCGCUCUUUUUAACAACGGGCUAACAUGUGGGGCGUGCUACGAGUUGACAUGCGCCAGCGGCGACCGCAAAUAUUGCCUGCCCGGCACCCUCACCGUCACCGCCACUAACUUCUGCCCGCCUAACCCGUCGCUGCCCAACGACAACGGCGGGUGGUGCAAUCCUCCUCGCCAGCAUUUCGACCUGGCGGAGCCCGCUUACUUGCAAAUCGCCCAGUACAGAGCCGGAAUCGUCCCCGUCAAUUUCCGAAGGGUGCCCUGCCAAAAGAAGGGAGGGAUAAGGUUCACAGUCAACGGACACUCGUUCUUCAACCUAGUCCUGGUCACGAACGUGGGCGGUGCUGGGGACGUCCACUCCGUCUCGAUUAAAGGAUCCAGGACGGGGUGGCAAGCGAUGUCGAGGAAUUGGGGCCAGAACUGGCAAAGCAACGCCAACUUCAACGGCCAAGCCCUCUCCUUCCAAGUCACCACUAGCGACGGAAGGACCCUCGUUAGCAACAACGCUGCGCCGGCCGGUUGGCAAUUCGGACAAACAUUUUCCGGGGGACAGUUUUAAUUACUUAAGCCCAAAUUACAGUUCAAAAUGUCAUUUCUUUGUCUUUUUAAAAAAAAUUAAACUACUAGAUGAGAUAGAUUAAAAAAAAAGGAUUGAAAGUAAAAUUGAGAUAAAUUAUUAGUGUAUAUUGGCAUAAAAGGGUGAGAGAUUUGGGAGAGGCUCAAGUGCUGUGGUGGUAGGUUUGCACCCGCUUAGGCCGAUAUGUAUGCAUCGAAUAUCAAAUAGGUGCAUACUUUAUUUUAUUUUAUUUUAUUUUCCUUUUUAUUUUUCAUUUUGGUUUGAAAAUGAUAUUUAGAUGGUGGCUGUAGUUUGAUGCUGCCAUUGAAGGUAUCUAAUAUGUAUAAGUUUUCUAGAUUUAAUCCUUGAUUCAGUGAAAAUACUGAAAUUGAGAUUGAUGUGAUGAGAUUUAUAAUGAUACAAUCAUAUUUAUGUUUCAUUA